This is a messenger RNA of Trichosporon asahii var. asahii CBS 2479, 2817 nucleotides long. Its product is annotated as WD-repeat protein. The coding region runs from base 1 to 2817 and encodes 938 amino acids. NCBI's taxonomy places the organism in Eukaryota, Fungi, Basidiomycota, Tremellomycetes, Trichosporonales, Trichosporonaceae. The record is from RefSeq and is a predicted model, not a curated record. The transcript is spliced from 3 exons. Gene Ontology annotation, molecular function: protein binding. Gene Ontology annotation, biological process: rRNA processing. Gene Ontology annotation, cellular component: Pwp2p-containing subcomplex of 90S preribosome; small-subunit processome.
AUGCCGUCCAGACCACAGAAGCGAAACAAGAACGACGCAAAGGCAAAGGCGGCAGAGGAGCCGAAACCUGUCGCCGCCCUCCCGCAGAGCCGCGUCUUCGCCCCCUUCCGUGCCCUCGGCUACGUCUCCGACCAUGUCCCCUUCUCCAUGUUCGUCCACACCCCCAAGGGUGCCCUCGCCAAGCCCACGAUCCACAUUGUUACGAGCGUCGGACGGAGCUGGCUUAUGUGGGACGCGGAGCGCAUGACUCUGCUUUUUGCUGGACCUGAUGCUGGUACGACGAUCACGAGUCUGGCGCAGACGGGAACAGAAGUGUUCGCUGCCGCUGGCCCGAGAGUCAUCAAGUAUUACCGUGGCAAGGAGGCUGAGACUUAUACAACGCCGGACGGGUCGACACUCGGCAAGAUCAUGAUCUUUGGCGAGCAGCUGACCGCGCUGAAAUACGACGGAACGGGCAUGUUCGUGUGGAACGUCUCGAGCGCCGAACUCGACAACGAGAUCACAUUCCAUUCGUCCUUCACGGCGACCGAGAUCAUGCACCCGGCGACGUAUCUGAACAAGAUCCUCGUCGGCAGCCGGGAAGGCGAGCUGCAGCUGUGGAACAUCCGGACCAACUCGCUCAUCCAUACGUUCCCCGCUUACAACCCCCCGUCAGCGGUGACGGUGAUGGUGCAGUCUCCGGCCGUCGACGUCGUCGGCAUCGGAUACCUCGACGGCAGCAUCCGCAUCAUCGACAUCCGCGAGUGCGAGCUCGUGAUGCAGAUGCGGAUGGACCAGGGGUCGUCGAUCACGGGGCUGUCGUUCCGGAUGGACGGGCCGCCGAUCUUGGCCUCGGCGUCGUCGGCGGGCGCUUUCGCCGUGUGGGACCUCAGCAAGGGCGGCCGAAUCCUGCACACGCAGCGCAUGGCGCACGAGCAGGGCGUCAGUGGUCUGGAGUGGGUGCAGGGCCAACCCCUGCUUGUCACGUCGAGCGGGGACAACAGCGUGAAGCAGUGGCUCUUUGACGCCCCGACGUCAGCCCCGCGGCUGCUCAAGCUGAGGACGGGCCACCACGCGCCCCCCACAAACAUCCGGUACUACGGCGCAGACGGCAAGGCGAUCCUGACGGCUGGCCGCGACCGGUCGCUGCGGUACACGAGUGUGGUUCGCGACUCGCGGUCGCACGAGCUCUCGCAGGGUUCCCUUAUGAAGAAGGCGAUUGGACAGGGCGUCUCGGUCGACACGCUGAAGCACGCGCCGAUCAUUGCGCUGAGCAGCUCGGCUACGCGCGCAAAGGACUGGGACGACGUGCUGACGGCGCACGCCGACGACACGGUCGCGCGCACAUGGCGUGUGUGGGAGAAGCGGAUGGGGGAGCACGAGUUUGGCCUCGAGGACGGCGGCGACGUGCAGGCCGUGUGCGUCACGAGCUGUGGCAACUUUGGUCUCGCCGGCUCCUCGACGGGCGAGAUCAGGAUGUGGAACAUGCAGUCCGGAAAGGAGCGGAAGCGUUAUGCCCUCACGGGCCCAGCGUUGGGAGACAGCAAGCCCGCCAUCAUCGCGGCCUCCAAGCCGAAGAAGAGCAAGACCAAGCCCGAGGCCAAGAAGAGCAUUCAGGCCAUCACGGGUCUAGCCGUCGACGCGCUCAACUCGACCGUCGUGGCUAGCACGCUCGAGGGAAAGCUGUACUUCUUCGACUUCCACAGCACGCAGCGCGUCGCCGAGCUCGAGCUCGACUCGAGCAUCACGCGUCUUGAUCUGCAGCGAGACAGCGGGCUGAUUGCGGCUGUAUGUGAUGACCUCGUCGUGCGUCUCGUCGACAUUGAGACGAGGCGCGUCGUCCGUGAACUUCGAGGCUUCAAGGGCGGUAUCCUCGACACGGCGUUCAGUCCCGACUCCCGAUGGCUGAUCAGCACCUCGCUCGACUCGACGAUCCGCACGUUCGACAUUCCGACCGGACGGCUCGUCGAUGCGUUCCGCGUCCCCUCUGUCGCUACCAGCGUCACGUUCUCCCCGACAGGCGACUUCCUCGCGACCGCUCACGUCGACUCGCUCGGCGUGCACCUGUGGGCGAACCGGGCCCAGUUUAGCGAUGUCGCCCUCCGCCACAUCCCCGAGGAGGAGGAUGUGCCGGAGCUCUCGCUCCCGAGCGUGCAGGGGGUGGACGACAGUACGCUCUCUGGCCUCGAGGUCGGAGCGCCGGAGUACACGGACAUCUACACGACGCCGGACCAGCUGUCCGAGGGGCUGCUGACGCUCUCGCUCCUGCCCCGGUCGCGAUGGCAGACGCUGCUCAACCUCGAGACGAUCAAGGCGCGCAACAAGCCAAAGGAGCCGCCCAAGGCGCCCGAGGCUGCGCCCUUCUUCCUUCCCACUGUGGCCGGGCUGGAGACGCGCUUCGACGUCGACGCCGCGCGACCCAAGGACGAGGACGGCGAGGCGUUCGGAGCCCGCCUCGCGCCCAGCAGCUUCAUGGAGAGCGAGUUCACCCGCCGCCUGUGCAAGGAGGACGAGGACGGCGACUACGCCGCCUUCUUCGAGUACCUCAAGGCCCUCAGUCCCAGUGCCGUCGAUCUCGAAAUUCGCUCGCUUGUUUCGCUUGAGCACCUCGCCGCGUUCCUCUCCGCCCUCCUUGGUCGACUCCGGAGUCACCGCGACUUUGAGGCUGUUCAGGCGUUCUUGUCUGUGUUCCUCAAUGUGCACGGGGACGUGCUCAUUGCCAACUCCGAGCUUAGGGGGCUCCUCGAGCGCCUCGAGAAGGAGCAGAAGCGCGAGGCGAACCGUCUUCAGGAGCUCAUCUCGUACUCGCUCGGCACGCUUGCCUUCCUCCGCUCGUAG